AACGUCAUUGCGAAAACAAAAAGGAUAUCAAAAUUUAUUCACUACAGCUGAUUGGAAUGCCAAUAAGUUGAAGGGUUUUUUGAAGUAUUACUUGACAAAGAAAAGUGCUAGUUUAAAUUAGUUUCUGCGUUUUUCUUAUUUCCGCGAGUUUAUGCAACUGAUUUUUCAAGUAUAGAUAAAGGGGUGAAGGUCAAAAUUUGUGCCGAAAUUCGUGAUGUUUAAUUUUGACGGCGACUUUCGUCGUCGCCCACAGCAAAGUCUCGGUGGUGUUUCGCAAAAAUCAGAUCGUCUCAGCAUUAUCCGGAAGGCUCAGCAAGAACGCCAGAAGCGGGAAAAUAUUCGUCGUCAGCAACACGGUGCGACGGUGAUUCAAAGUUCGGUGCGCAGUUUUGUGCAACGGCAGAAUGUCAAACACCGUGAACGAGAAAGGUUCGAUGAAUACCGGAAAAUUAAUGGAUUGAAAAAGUUACAGGAUUUAGAAUAUCUGUCUCGAAGGAUUGUAUUGUUCUACCAUGUAAAAAAUAUCAAGGAUGGAGAUCGAUUGAUUUUUCUCUGUCAAUAUCUUAUUAAGAAUCAAAAAGAAGCGUUUGAGGCAGCAACAACCGAGUCGAUAUGGACAUAUCGUAUCAAAAAAUUGUUGGGAUUAUGUUUACAGCAGAUAUUUAUUCCUGAGCAUUCAUCGACCAUCCCUAUGCGCAUGUUAGAAAUUUUUUCGUCCAACAUCUAUGUAGAUAAGUACAUCGAUUCGAGUUUAAAAAAUCGUGGUCGGAAUUAUCUGGAAAACAUUUUCUGCUAUCUGAUCCGCCAAAAGUACUUUCAGAUCAUCCGCCAGCUAAUUGAAGACAAAAUACCUCCCAUAGAUGAAGAUACAACCGAACUGCCGAAUCCAGUCGGAGAUGCACUGCUGCAAAUGCUGCUCCGUCCCUUGAAGUUGAUUCCGACAGCAAACGAAUCGUUCAAUGCCAGCAUUAUGCAGUCGUUCUGUUUCUACAUGCUAUCCCCAGACUUUUCUAAUCAGAUCAAACACUACAUCGUUCCUUCGCUGGCGAAGAGCUUUGAUUUUCCGUAUAUUUCAUUGAUACACUACAUUGCAGAUGAGUAUCAGGUUCGGUUGGAUUAUCAAAACACAAUUUUGAUUGACAUCGACGACGAAAUGACCGACGGUGGAUCAAUGAUGGCUAAAAGAGCAGGGGAAAAUUCUAGCAAGAAACCCCGAAAGAGUCGACAGAAUGAAUCACUUCUGUUCACCAGUUCACUGCUUUACACUGCGAUGAAACUGAGCGAAAAUCAGUUCGAAAAUCUCAACAACGUAACACUUUAUAGUGCAUACGUGAAAGUUCUUUCAUCGAUGGUGAACAACAUCACGAAACUUCCACGUAUGUCAGCCGAAAGUUAUCACCACCGGCAGGACGUUUCUAGUGACUCCGAUUCAGAAUCCGAUGAUAUCGAGAUGCUAACCAGCGUGGAGAAUCAAACGCUACGGGAAAUUAUCAACAUGCUUAACGAUAACCAGCGAGUGGCGUUCGUGGUGAGACACGUUGACGAGAUAUUAGAUAAGCCCGAUGUGAUGCAGCAUCUGUGCCUCAUCUGUCAUAAUCUGAUGACCUACAAUCGGCUAGCUGUUUACGAGUACAAAUUGUUGUACAUGCUAGCAUCGAAACCGCAAUUUAUCCGUUCGCUCUGGUAUACCUUGACUGCCCAAACAGUAAGCCAAGGGUUCUCGUCACCAAUAUCGUUAUUAUCAAAAGGAUUGACAAUAUCCAAGUAUGACUCCGAUCGAAUUGUGCCAAUACUGGCAUCGUUUUGUGCACUGUUUGGUAGACUUAUAGCCACAUUGCAUGAUGGCGAAUUCUGCCAGGAAAACGUCCUGCCAGGAACGGUCAGCAAAAUCAUGCCAUUUACGAUUGCAGAAAUCAUUCCGCUUAGUACGACUCUAAAGGAAAUUUCACUCGGUUUGGUAGAACUAGCUUUUCCCGAAACACGAUCCUCACUGAAGGACAGCUAUCGAACCAUGUUAACCUCACUGAACAAUGAGUCCACCUCUCACUACCGAUUAAAAUGUGAUCUAAAUGAGCAAACUAAGAACGUUUGGCCCCACCUGCUGAAAGUAUGCGUUUCGUUACUACGACAAAUCCACACUCGUGACCUGCGACGAGGUUUUUGCCCUGACGGCCACUGGACGGCACAGAAUCUGAACCUUCCUUUGGAUAAACCCACCGAUUUGCAUCUGUCCCGUGGACGACGUGGACCACGGCCAUUUCAACCCAUCAGGGAUUUUACACGUGAAGAUGUGGAAGAUGGACCUCCUCUCUCAACAAAGCAGAUCCGUUCUAUAACGAUUCUGCGGGAGAUUCCAUUUGUGGUGGCGUUCAACACACGCGUCGGUGUCUUUCAGGGAUUGGUAGCGGCCGACAAACUCCGAACCCAGGGUGAUCUACAGGGAUUCUUACAGGGACCUUCAAUUCAGUUGACUAUUCGAAGGUCGCACAUGUAUGAGGAUGCAUUCGACAAGUUGAGUCCGAUAAAUGAACCGGAUCUACGGCCAAAAUUCCGCAUAGAAAUGGUUAACUCUGCCGGCAUGAGAGAAGCUGGCAUAGAUGGAGGUGGAGUGUUCAGAGAAUUUCUAUCCGAGCUUAUUAAAACUGCUUUCGAUCCGCAUCGUGGUUUUUUCAUGAUCACAAAGGACAAUAUGCUGUACCCGAAUCCGAGUGUAGGCAAAAUUGUGGAAGACUAUCAGCGACAUUACUACUUCAUCGGGCGAAUUCUGGGCAAAGCACUGUACGAAAAUUUGUUGGUUGAAUUGCCACUAGCAGAAUUUUUUCUUUCCAAACUGGCUGGGAAACAUUCUGAUGUAGACAUUCAUCAGCUGGCAUCGCUUGAUCCCGUUCUGCAUAGGAACCUUAUGUCUCUGAAGGCAUACGAAGGUGACGUAAGCGAUCUUGGAUUAGAUUUUACAAUAGUUUGUGAUGAACUAGGCGAAACUAGGAUAGAAGAGCUUAAGCCGAACGGUUCCAACAUAAUGGUGACCACGUCCAACCGCUUGGAGUAUAUUCAACUGAUGGCCGAUUUUAAACUGAACAGACAGAUACGUUCACAGUGUUUAGCGUUUCGGCAAGGUUUAGCAAAUGUGUUACCGAUUGAGUGGUUAUACAUGUUUAGUAAUAAGGAACUGCAAGUACUCAUAUCGGGUGCUGAAAUUCCAGUGGAUGUACAUGAUCUACGGCAAAAUACACGCUACGGUGGCGAUUUUACGAUAGAACAUAACACAAUCCAACUGUUUUGGAAAGUGGUAGAAGAGUUCGAUGAUAUUCAGCGGCGACAAUUGCUUAAGUUUGUCACCAGUUGCUCACGGCCACCGCUUCUGGGAUUCAAAGAUUUGGACCCUCCGUUUUGUAUCCAAAAUGCCGGUGACACAGAUCGUCUUCCGUCUGCGAGUACGUGCAUGAAUUUGCUCAAACUGCCGGCCGUCGAAAAAGAGGAAGUGCUGCGCGAGAAAUUACUUUAUGCAAUUCAGAGUGGAUCUGGAUUCGAACUAAGCUAAGAUUUGUUCUGCAUUCUAUUCCGUACCGUUGUACCAGAGGUUUAGGUUAUCGAUGCACGCGUUUUCUUUGUGGUCAGAUUUUCUGUGGUGUAAUAAUGGAGAACAUUAAUGUGAAAUAUGCUCGGAAGCUAUUCUACAGCAUGUAAGCACUUAAUGAUCCACAAGACAUGUGUAAGCAACUGUAUGGUUAUAUUUAUUUCGAAAUACUAUUUUAGACUAUUCUCAACAGAAUAACAAGUGUAUGAAUAAAAAAGAAGGUAAAUAUCAGAAA
This is a messenger RNA of Malaya genurostris, 3812 nucleotides long. Its product is annotated as ubiquitin-protein ligase E3C. Lineage: Eukaryota; Metazoa; Arthropoda; Insecta; Diptera; Culicidae. Gene Ontology annotation, biological process: protein polyubiquitination; ubiquitin-dependent protein catabolic process. The transcript has 9 exons. Gene Ontology annotation, molecular function: ubiquitin protein ligase activity; protein binding. The record is from RefSeq and is a predicted model, not a curated record. Bases 215 to 3541 code for a protein of 1108 amino acids.